This is a messenger RNA of Wyeomyia smithii (pitcher-plant mosquito), 934 nucleotides long. RefSeq names its product glycine-N-acyltransferase-like protein 3. NCBI's taxonomy places the organism in Eukaryota, Metazoa, Arthropoda, Insecta, Diptera, Culicidae. The record is from RefSeq and is a predicted model, not a curated record. Bases 47 to 919 code for a protein of 290 amino acids. The transcript is spliced from 3 exons. Gene Ontology annotation, molecular function: acyltransferase activity, transferring groups other than amino-acyl groups.
UUCUAUCGAUGUGCAUGAAUGCAGCAAAACUUGUUGCAUAGUAAAUAUGGAAAAAUCUCUCCUAGAGGUCCCAUCAGAAGAUUGGAUGGAAUUAUGUCAGUUAUAUCGCAAAAACUGGCCAGAACAUUUGUUUGCCUAUGGUAUCGUUAGUAAUUACAUUCGUUGGAUGCAAUCCGCAUUGGGUAAUGAGAUUAGUGUGAAGAUUUUAAGCUUGAAUGGAACAUGGAGGGAAAAUGGUACCUUUGUACUAUUUGAUGAUUUUGAAAUCUAUUUUUAUUCAUUUGACGCUGACACAAAUUACUCGACCCUCACCGAUGCGUUAUGUUUGGUGCCGUGGGAAAUAUAUUCAGAAGUCAGCACCGACUUCCUAGAGCGCCAUCGACUUGCUUUUAACAAAGCCGUGUCUUACAGAAAACUAACUAUCGCUAAGGAUUCUGCAGCAAAUUUUUAUUAUAUGUCUAGAAUAGAGGUUGCAAGGCUCGAGUUUCAUAAUCCACCAUCUUUCCACUUGAAACGAAUAUCAAUUGAUAAUCUAGACUACAUUUACAAUCGAUGGGCUUUGAGAGAAAGCAUCAGUCGUUCAGCAGGGUACAAUCUGCUGAAACGGCUAAUUUUAUUGAACGAAAGCAUUGGCCUCUAUAAUGAGAACGGAACACUAGUUUCCUGGUGCUUGCGAGACCAAACCGGAGCAUUUGCCGAUCUGCAGACUUGUGAACAUCAUCUACGCAAAGGAUACGGGCGAGUGGUAGUUGCCAGCUUGGCUAGGUGUUUGGCUGAGCAGGGAGACGAAUCGUAUGCCUUUGUGCUAAGUGACAAUUAUAAGUCUUGCAGGUUAUUCGAACAGCUCGGCUUCCGAAACAUUGAAGGUUUAUGCUGGGUGGUAAUCCGUCCCAAAAAUGAUGAUACUGUAAAUCCAUGAGCUGUAUUAUAUAAC